Paramisgurnus dabryanus is the source of this 2075-nucleotide messenger RNA. RefSeq names its product TNF superfamily member 13b (gene tnfsf13b). NCBI's taxonomy places the organism in Eukaryota, Metazoa, Chordata, Actinopteri, Cypriniformes, Cobitidae. Gene Ontology annotation, molecular function: tumor necrosis factor receptor binding; receptor ligand activity. Gene Ontology annotation, biological process: immune response; positive regulation of B cell proliferation. Gene Ontology annotation, cellular component: membrane. The record is from RefSeq and is a predicted model, not a curated record.
CAACUUUCGGUUGCAUUGCAGCGCUCAGUACAGUAGGCGUGGAAAGCUUGGCAGGAAAGGGAGAACAUUGGUGCGAAAACCAAACUGUUAGCUAAAGACGUAAAGGCAAGACUUGAACUGUAAAACCUUUAACAGCUAGAGUUUUCUUUUCCCCACAUCUACAAAUUUAACUGAUACGACAUCAGGAACAAGGUUGCUCAUGCAGAAGAGCUUUAGUCUGUGGAUUAUCUCUGAUCCAGAAAUGUUCACUGCGAGGAUCUCAAAUGAUUGAAGUCAUGUUUUGAGUUUGUUUUCAUCAUGCCUGCUGGAGAUAUUGGCUCGUGUCGGGGUGAAAGUGGAAGGCUGCCCUGGGUGUUCGUGGUCCUGGUUCUUGCCGUCGUCACCUCUUCUUCCCUCUCUGUUCUUUCCCUGUAUCAUGUUCUGGCUCUGCAGGCCGAGGUGGAGGGUCUGAGAGCCGAAGUGGGCCGAAAGAGAGAGGAACACAGCGGGAAACUGGAAGAACCUGUGGAGGGAGCAGAGAAACUGACCCAGCACCAGAAACAAGAGGAGUGCCAGGACACAAUUGAGUGUCUACAGCAAACUAAGAUGGUUAAUACCACACCAAACCACAAUGAAAUGACAAAAAGAAGUCUUGGUCAACUAUCAGAAAUUCAGCCGUGCUUGCAGAUGAUGGGGGACAAUAAGAAAAAAACCUUUCAGAAGGAGUUUGCUUUAGAAAUGUCCACAGCGGUCCCAUGGCAGACGGGAAUUAAGCGUGGCUCCGCCCUGGAGGAAGACCAGGGCACCAUUUUAGUCAAAGAAGAAGGAUUCUUCUUCAUCUAUAGUCAGCUCUCCUUUUCCCAGGUGUACUACAUAGACCCCAUGUUCGCCAUGGGCCACAUUGUGAUUCGUAUAAAGAAGAACGUUGUAGGUGAUGAGAGUCAACACGUGGUUCUGUUUCGCUGCAUUCAGAGCACAAAUCAAGUCCGGUAUUACAACACCUGCUACACUGGGGGUGUAGUGAAGCUGGACCCUGGGGACAAACUGGAGCUUCUGAUACCUCGUUCCCAAGCAAAUAUUUCUCUGGAUGGGGAUUCCACUUUCUUUGGAGCAAUUAAACUGGCCUGAGUAUAGGGCAAGACUUUGGGACACAUGUGCUGGUACUGCGAUCUGGACAUGACUUCAUGCAUGUACAUACAAGAGCUGUUUAGUAAUCUAAAACUGACGGAAAAGGGAAUUUUUAACACCAGCUACAGUUCACAACCCAGUGGCACUUUCACCGCGGGCGCUAGUGACGUGAACGGAUGUGUGAUGAUGUUUUUUCCGCUUGUUUUGUUUAUGCAGAGUGUUUACCGCACAUGACUCAUAGCUCAGUUCAUAUAUAAUACGAAUGUACUUGAUUCACACAUAUAAUACAUUUCGCACAAUAUAUUAGUGCAUUCAAUUCCAAAUCUUAAAAUCUAAUCCCAUACUGAAUAUUUCAUUUCACUUGGAAACACAUGCUGUUGCGUUGCAUUUUGGACUAUGACACAUUUACUUUUCUUUGUAUACACUUUAUUUGUUAGUAUUGUAAGGAAAAUUAUUUGUGUUUUUAGAGUACAAUGAAAACAAAUUGUUUAUUAUAAUGUUACAGAAAAAAAUAUUUUGUGCCUAUUGGUUAAUGGACAGUUAAUGCUUACAAAGCACUUUAAUUAUUUCAGGAGAAGGCUUUAGUAUCAUUUAACACCAUUUCAGUUUAAGAUGUAGUUGUCAUCAUUCUCGAACAGCAGAUGGCGACAUUUUCACGUUGUGGAGCCACUGUGACGUUAAAGUAAAAGCAUUUCUUUGUGUUACUGUAUGUACUGUAUGUGCUUUAGGUCACUCUCACAAAAACAGCCUGUCUCUUCAAUCUCUGAGCAGAUGUUGUGAAGAAAUUAGAUGGCAUCAUACAUCAAAACACAGUUGCUUAACUACUGAAGUGUCUCGUGUCUUUUGUAAGAAAUAGAACAGAUUGCUUUGUUUAGCAAGUGACAAUUUUCUAUUACAUAUUAUAGUUUGCAAUUACAAGAUGCUUUAAUUUGUUUAUGGGGCACUGACAAAAUAAAGAGGACUUUUUU